Messenger RNA from Closterium sp. NIES-67, 3773 nucleotides. The record is from the annotation of a GenBank genome assembly. Lineage: Eukaryota; Viridiplantae; Streptophyta; Zygnematophyceae; Desmidiales; Closteriaceae.
CUUUCGACCAGUUAGUUGUACAACUCAUUAGCUGCGCGAAAAGUUAACUGUGCGACUAGUAGCUGAGCGACUAGUUAGUCGUGCGACUGGCUGUGCGAGAUUGAUUCUUUGAAAGCGCUCCAGUGCGCUUCCCAUAACUCCCGCCUUACAGCUGCCGCGUUGCGGGCCUGUCAGCGCUCCGGAGCGACGUGAACGACGGGGCCGAGGGGAGCAACCGGACCGACGGGAGCAACGGGAGCAAGGAGCAGCCGCGUUGAGCGAGUGCGUGCGUGGCGGUGGGAAUGGCCGCUGUGACGCUAGGUAGUCCGGCAGGCGUGGGGGGCAUGCAUCAAAUGCAGCAGCAACCGGUGCAGCAGUACCAGCAUAGGCAACAGCAACAGCAACAACAGGCCGCGCAGCAGCAGCAGAGCCAGGCGCAUCAGGCGCAGCAGCAGGCGCGCGCGCCGAAGCAGCUGGUGGUGGUGGUGGAGGGGACGGCGAGCCUGGGGUCGUCCUGGGCGCUGCUUAGGAAGCUGUACCUCGAUCCUCUGAUUAGGGCUUUCUGUGGCAUCGACACACUCUCUCAGAGAGCAGGAGCACCGCAGGUGGAGCUGGCUCUCGUUGUCUACCACUCGCACGGGCCUUUCUCAGCCUGUCUUCUGCACCAGACGUCCUUCACGCCAUCGCCCUCUGUCUUCCUCUCGUGGCUGGACACCCUCUCCUUCUCGGGGGGAGGCGCGGCGGAUGCUGCCGUGGCCGAGGGGCUCUCGGAGGCGCUCUUGAUGCUGUGCCCUUCGCCGGUGUCCACCACCCCUCCAGCGGGGCUGGAGCGCAGCAAGCACGUGGUGCUCGUGGCUGCCUCGCCCCCCCACCGCCUGCCCACCCCCGUCGUCAAGCCACCGCUGCCCUCCACUGCUGCUGCUGAUGGCACUGCGGCAGCAGCAGGGGCCCCUGCACCUGCUGCUGCCGGCAGUGCUGAUGCGUGGGAGGCCGCUGCGUGGUGGCUCGCUUCGGCCCACAUGGUGGCUUCGCUCUUCGCCCGCCCCCAGCUCUACGUGACUCUGUCUCUCAUCACUCCUCGCAACGUGCCUCAACUAAGGCAGCUAUACGUCACAGCAAAACGUAACCCACGGGCAGCGGAGCCGGUAGCGGAUGCAUCGCGGCACCACCCACACCACCUGGCUUUAAUAGCCGAGGGCUUUCUGGAGGCGCGCAGCGUGCUGCACCGGUCAGGGGCCAAUGAGGGCGCACCACGUGGGGUGCAGGCGGUAGGCCCUCCUGGUGCUGCUGCUGCUGCUGCUGGGGGUCACGGGGCAGUGGCAGCAGCAGGAACGCCUCAGUCAAUGGCUGCAGCAGCAGCAGGGCGCGUGCCACAGCCUGGAGUUCCCUUGGGCCAGCCUAAGCAGGAGCCCACCUACCCCGCAGCACCUCAGCAGCCCCCUGCCAAGCCGGCUACCCCCGCCCCCUCCCAGCCCAUGCGCGCCCAGCAACUCCCCUCCGCUGCUGCAGCAGGGGGAGGGGCACCCCUGGGCCCAGGGGGAGGCAUGCCUGGGGGGCAAGGGGUUGGGCCAGGUGUGGCUGCUGCUGGAACUGCCGGCCCUGCUGCUGCUGCUGCUGGUGCAACUGGUGCUGCAGGUGCUGCUGCUGCAGCUGUGGGUCUUAGCCCUGUGCCGUCGCUUCGCACCACGAGUCCGAGCCCGCAGUUCUUCCCCAACCCGCAGCAGAAACCACCACAGCCGUACCAGCAGCUGCUGCCGCAGCAGCAGCAGCAGCAGCAGCAGCAGACGGGUGUGGCUGUGCCUGCUGGGGUGAGGGUAGGGGGAGGCAUGGCAGCACAGCAGGCUGGGCCCAUGGGAAUGGGGCAGGGCGGAGGGGUCGCUGCGGCAGGGGCGCUACCAGGCGCUCCUGCUGUUUCCGCUGUUGCUGCUGCUGGUGGGGGCCCAGGGCGAGUGGCACUGGGUGGUGGUGCUGGGGUGGCAACAACAGCAGCAGUGCAACAGGCAGGAGUGCCCCUACAACCACAGCAGCAGCAGCAGCAGCAGCAGCAGCAGCCUCUCCAGAUGGUUAGUGGUCCAGGAGGCCGCAUGGUUCCCCGAGCCACACCUAUGGGCAUGGCAGCAGCAGCAGCAGCAGCAGCAGCAGCACCAGCAGCAGGUGUGGGUGCAGCCAUGCCCGCAGCUGCCCCCGGACCUCAGAUGGCCAGGCCCGGUAUGCCCGUACCUGUCGGAGGCCCCGGAGGGCCACCUGUAGGAAUGACAGGCAGAGGCGGACCAAGCUUGGCGGCUGCCCAGCCAGGAGCUGCCCCAAUGCUAGGAGCAGGCAGGGGUGCAGGUCCGGGAGUAGGUCCGGGAGUAGGCUCGGUAGCAGGAUACAUGGGCCGUGGAGGGCCGGUGGCAGCAGCAGACGUGGUGGGAGAGUCGCACGGUGGAGCAGCAGCAACAGGGCUUGGAGCGGUGGGUGCCGGAGGACAGAUGCCGAUGGGGCAGCGGCCUCCCUUGCAGCAGCAGCAGCAGCAGCAGCCGCAGCAGCAGAUGGGCGGCCCUUCCCAGCAGCAGCAGCAGUUCCAGCAGGGGCAGCGGCCACCGCAGCCACAGUUCCAGCAGGGGCAGGGGCAGGCGCCAGGAGGGCCAGGAGGGUCUGGAGGUCCAGGAGUGGCAGUGGGGAUGCAGCGGGUGGGUGUGGCGGCUCCAGGGCAGCCCGUGCCAGGCCAGCAAACCACCGCUCCAGGUGCUGCUGCCGCAGGGGCAGCAGCGGCAGCAGGGAGGGCAGCAGCAGGUGCAGCCGGCGCACCAGUUGCAGCAGGAGCAGCGGGGCCUGGGCCAGCCAUGGGUGCUCGUCCUGUGGGCCAGCCUCCUGGCGCUCCUGGCGCUCCUGCCCCUGCUGGCCCUGCUGCACCUGCAGCUGCUGCUGCCCCUGGUGGGCCUCAGCCUACUCCUGCUGCCCCUGCUGCUGGCGCCCCAGCUGCUGCUGCUGCUGCUGGUGCGGGGGGUGCGAGGCCGCCAGGGCAGCCACCGCGGUAUCUCAAGCUGUGGGAGGGUACUCUCAUGGGGCAGCGCAAGGACAAGUCCGUUGAGAUCUGCCGCAUGGAGGUGAGAUCUGCCGCAUGGAGGUGAGAUCUGCCGCAUGGAGGUGAGAUCUGCCGCGUGGAGGUGAGGUCUGCCGCAUGGAGGUGAGAUCUGCAGCAUGAAGGUGAGAUCUGCAGCAUGGAGGUGAGAUCUGCAGCAUGGAGGUGACAUCUGCCGCGUGGAGGUGACAUCUGCUGCGUGGAGGUGACACCUGCCGCGUGGAGGUGACAUCUGCCGCGUGGAGGUGACAUCUGCUGCAUGGAGGUGAGAGUGCGAAGAGCUGCCAUCAACGUGCCAAGAGCGCUGAACAAGUAGGAGUUGAGGGCGGAACCUGGAUAGGAGAAGAAAGAGAAGUGUGCGCCGUUGGCUAUGAGCAAGAGACGCAUGUGGGGAAGCCUUUGCACUCUCAACCCACAUGUGAGGUGGAACUCCCCAGUGCACUCAAGCUUUGCGCAAAUUUCUGUGUUACAACGUCUUUUGCAUUUUCUGUAGUUCCUGCAAAUUAUGCUCCUCCUCUGGGUUGUAACGUUUUAUCCUGGAGUUUUGCAAAAUGAAGACCCAAUUUUAGUGAUUUUGUAUAUCUACGCGCCUAUGUGUGCCUGUGAAUGUGUAAAUGUCAGGGUUACCACCAAGCAACAUCACCUCCCAAGUACGUGUCUCAGAGAACCUAGAAUCAUCCCCGUUAUCUCAAAACGCUCCUUUCUGUUGCGUCCCAUGCCUUGAUAGUGG